Molecule: messenger RNA, 792 nt
Organism: Cygnus atratus (black swan)
Lineage: Eukaryota; Metazoa; Chordata; Aves; Anseriformes; Anatidae
Product: histone H1.8
Exons: 5
Coding region: 1-792 (263 amino acids)
Biological process (GO): nucleosome assembly; chromosome condensation; negative regulation of DNA recombination
Cellular component (GO): nucleosome; nucleus
Molecular function (GO): double-stranded DNA binding; nucleosomal DNA binding
Source: RefSeq, a predicted model, not a curated record
AUGGAGCCUCAGACAGAUGAAGCUGGCGGUGCUGCCCGGUUGUCCAGUCAGGUUGUUCGGGGCCGGCGGCACCCCCCGACGCUGCACAUGGUUAUUGAGGCACUGCAGGCCCAGGACGGGAAGAAGGGUGCCUCCGUCGUCACCAUCAAACGCUUCAUCCUGGCCAAGUACCCCGCUGUGGACCCAGUGCGCCUCAAGUACUUGCUGAAGCAGGCGUUGACCAAGGGGCUGAGCCGUGGGGACCUGGUGCGGCCCCACAACUCCUCUGCCCUGGGGGCCACUGGCCGCUUCAAGCUGGCACCUGAAAAGCGGCGGCAGAAGCAGCCGCCAGGCCAGACAGAUCCCACAGGAGGACAGGCCCCGAAGCCAGGACGCAGAGGAGCUGCCAAGGCCACCCGGGCCCCUGCAGCACUGGAGAGCGAAGGAGGACAAGGUACUGCUGAGGAGAAGCCAAAAGUCGUGAAGCAGAAGCCAAGGACAAAGCCUGCAGAUGCCCAGCCGGCACCGGCAACAGCGAAGCCCAGGAGUGAUGGAGCAAAGGCCCCUCGGGCCCCCGCAAAAGGGCGGUCAGCACCCCGCACAGCUCUGGCUGCCAAAGACAAGGGAGGGAAUGAUGGUGACUGCCCUGAGGGUGCUGGGGCAAAGGGGACCCGAAAGGUCCCAGUGGGCAAGACUAAGGGGAAAGUGCCUGGGGAGGUUUGGGAAGCUGUCCCCAAGGAGAAGGGGGCUAAAGGCAAGACAAGGAAACCCCAGGCAGCCCGAGGUGCUGGCCACGGGGAGGCUGCACCAUAG